Molecule: messenger RNA, 1819 nt
Organism: Phoenix dactylifera (date palm)
Lineage: Eukaryota; Viridiplantae; Streptophyta; Magnoliopsida; Arecales; Arecaceae
Source: RefSeq, a predicted model, not a curated record
CAUGCAGAAACCAUUGAAACAAAUGAACGCCCGGGGAGAACAAGAACCAAAGAUGGAUAUCAUCCACUACGCGGCCAUCUUCUUAUCAAUCCUCCUCCUCCUCCUCUUUACCCGACUCGACCGAGGCAAGAACUCGCCACCUUGUCCUCCUUCUCUCCCCAUACUUGGCCAUCUCCACCUCCUAAAGAAACCCCUCCACCGCUCCCUCGUUGCUCUCUCCGCCCGUUAUGGCCCAGUCAUCUCUCUGCGCUUCGGAUCCCGGCCCAUCCUCGUAGUCUCCUCGUCCGAUGCCGCUGAGGAAUGCUUCUCCAAGAACGAUGUCAUCUUCGCCAACCGCCCCCGCUACCUCGCCGGGAAAUACCUUGGCUACAAUUACACUUCCAUGAUCUGGGCUUCCUACGGCCAUCACUGGCGGAACCUACGGCGAAUCGCCACCGUCGAAAUCUUCUCAACAGAUCGACUCCACUCGUUCUCCGGAUUACGGAGAGAGGAGGUCAUGGCCUUGAUUAGACGACUUGUUAUCGAUUCUAACGGCAAGAACGGGUUUCGGAAGGUGGAGCUGAAGAAGAGGUUAUUUGAACUAACGUUAAACGUGAUGAUGAGGAUGAUCGCCGGAAAGCGGUAUUAUGGGGAGGAUGAAGAGGACUCAGAGGAGGCCAGGAGGUUCCAAGAGAUGGUGGAGGAGACGUUUGCGUUGAAUGUCAUGACGAAUCUUGGUGACUUCUUGCCAAUCAUCCGAUUGCUGGAUCAUGGAGGGGUGAAGAGGAAGUUGAUGAGGUUGCACGAGAAGAGGGAUGCCUUCAUGCAGGGCCUGAUUGAUGAGCAUAGAAGAGGUGAUGGUUGUUCUGUCUCUCAUAAAGCAGGGGCAGGCGGAGGAGGGGAGGGAAGGAGGAAGACUAUUGUUGACGUAUUGUUGUCUCUCCAACGAGGUGACCCGGAAUACCAUACGGAUGAAAUGAUCAAAGCCCUUCUCGUGGUGCCGUUAGUGGCCGGCACGGAUACUACGGCUGUAACAAUAGAGUGGGCCAUGUCGCUCCUGCUGAACCACCCAGCGGCAUUGAAGAAGGCCAGAGAAGAGCUCGACCUCCAGGUCGGACAAGACCGCCUCGUAGACGAAUCGGACCUCCCCAAGCUCCCAUUCCUCCACGCCGUCAUCAACGAGACUCUCCGGCUGUUCCCUCCAGCUCCGAUCCUUGCACCCCACGAGUCGUCGGAGGACUGCAUCGUCGGAGGCGACCGCGUGCCGCGCGGCACAGUUUUGCUCGUCAACUUGUGGGCGAUCCAGAGGGACCCCAAGCUCUGGCCGGAGCCGACCAGCUUCAGGCCGGAGAGGCUUCUGGAAGAUGGAAGGGAGAAGGAGCAUGGGAUGCUGCCGUUUGGGUUGGGGAGAAGAGGGUGUCCCGGCGAGGGCCUGGCCAUGCGCGUGGUGGGGCUGGCGCUGGGGGCCUUGGUCCAGUGCUUUGAGUGGGACUGCAGUGGCGAUCCAGUGGAUUUGAGCGAGGGAGUAGGGAUCACCGUGCCCAAGGCCGUGCCUUUGGUGGCAGGGUAUAAGCCAAGGCCGUUUGCGACAAGCCUGGUUGACGAGAGAGUUGAAGGUUAGCAACUACGGCCAAACCUGUUUGGAGUUCGAAACAGCUCUGUGUUGAUGGUGUGAUGCCUUGCUUAGCAGCAGGCAGACGAGGCUACUUGGUCUCGGUUUACAGUUUCAGUUGAAGCUUUUUCUCUUUUUUUUGCAUGGAGAGAAUGGAAUUGCACUAUAUUUUUCAAUUUGGGGUUCUUAAUAUAUACAUUGCAAGUUUCUGGAAGAUUAUAAGUUUAA